Molecule: messenger RNA, 1988 nt
Organism: Acipenser ruthenus (sterlet)
Lineage: Eukaryota; Metazoa; Chordata; Actinopteri; Acipenseriformes; Acipenseridae
Product: carboxypeptidase N catalytic chain-like
Exons: 9
Coding region: 118-1449 (443 amino acids)
Biological process (GO): proteolysis
Molecular function (GO): zinc ion binding; metallocarboxypeptidase activity
Source: RefSeq, a predicted model, not a curated record
CCCACACUAGCUCUCACCGGCUCAGUGCAGUCACACACACAGCAGGAGGAGGAGACUGGGGGGAAAGCACUGAUCCUCUGCUCGGUUCAUGCCUCAGAUCUGGACUGGACGAGGAGGAUGGAGAAGUUAGGCAGCUUGCUUCUCAGGUGUGUGGUUUGGUUUGGACUGGCCUCUGCUUUGGAUUUCCAGCACCAUGGCUAUGAGGACAUGGUGAGAGCCAUGCUGAACGUGCAGAAUGAGUGCCCCUUCAUCACCAGGGUAUACAGCAUUGGGCGCAGCGUGGAAGGCAGGCACCUCUAUGUGCUGGAGUUCAGUGACAACCCAGGGAUACAUGAGCUCUUGGAGCCGGAGUUCAAGUAUGUGGGGAACAUGCAUGGAAAUGAGGUCCUUGGCAGGGAGCUGCUGAUUCAGUUCUCCCAGUUCCUGUGUGAGGAAUACCGGGCUGGAAGUCCACGGAUAACACGGCUGAUCCACGACACUCGGAUACACAUCCUGCCCUCCAUGAACCCUGAUGGAUACGAGGUGGCUGGUAACCAGGGCCCAGACGCUAAUGGCUACCUCACAGGCAGGGCCAAUUCCAGAGAUGUGGAUUUAAACAGGAAUUUUCCAGAUCUGAACACAAUGAUGUAUUACUUUGAGAAAAAUGAUGGACCGAAUCAUCACCUCCCCUUACCAGAUAACUGGGAACAGCAGGUAGAAUCGGAAACACUCGCAGUGAUCAGAUGGAUGAAAAAUUACAAUUUUGUUCUCUCGGCUAAUCUGCACGGUGGAGCAGUUGUGGCAAAUUAUCCUUUCGAUAAGUCUCGGGAGGCGAGGGUCAGGGGUUACCGUAAAACAAGUUACUCCGCUACAGCAGACGACAAGAUCUUUAAAAAGCUGGCAAGGACCUACUCGUAUGCCCAUGGCUGGAUGCACCAAGGCUGGAAUUGCGGAGACUAUUUUGACGAGGGGAUCACAAAUGGAGCCAGCUGGUACUCUCUCUCCAAAGGCAUGCAGGAUUUUAACUAUCUCCACACCAACUGUUUCGAGAUCACCCUGGAGCUGAGCUGUAACAAGUUCCCAGCAGCACAGGAGCUGCAGCGAGAGUGGCUGGGGAAUCGGGAGGCGCUUGUGUCUUACCUGGAACAGGUUCACCUUGGCAUUAAAGGAAUGGUUUACGAUGAAAAUAACAACGGCAUUAAAAAAGCAGUGAUUUCCAUAUACGGGAUCAACCACGACAUCACCACAGGCGUCGAUGGGGAUUAUUUCCGGUUGUUAUUACCUGGAACUUACACAGUAACUGCAUCAGCUGAGGGAUACCAGCCCAGCACCAGCACAGUGACAGUGGGGCCUGCAGAAGCCAUACAGUUACAUUUCUAUUUGAAAGCUGCUUCCCAGGAAACCACCAGUGAAACACAGAGUGCUGGGAACAACAAGAAAGUCCCUCCACAUAAAAUGGCGCCCAGAUGAGAGACUCACUGAUACAUUCUGCAGAGCAAACAUUCUCAGCCUUAACUGCAGAAAGGAAUCAAAUACGGACAGCCUUCUGCUUUAGAAAGAUUUAUAUACUUCCACUUUGUUUAACCACAGAAUAUUGUAUUGGAGUAUUUGAUUUUUUUAUCGAGUGUUUUGUUACACGUAUCCUAUUUGAACAAUAUCAUAGAAAAUUUAAAAAGCAAGAAUUCAAGCAGGAGCUUAUGUGCAAAUAAUUCAGUGCAUCUAUGAAAGACUGUUCAGUUUUCUUUAUGUGUUUGAUGUACUGUAGAAGCAGAGAUUCAAGGACACAGCAGCUUUUUUUUUUUAACAUCACACCUGUUCUGUCCAGGUGUAGGCCAAAUAGGGGAGCCACAUGUUUUUUUUAGAAAUUGUCCCCCUCUGUAAAGGUUCAAAUGAUGUCUAGAUGUGAAAAAAAGCUAAAUGAGAAAUGCAGCUACAUCAAUAUGCUCAUGUAUAGGAAAAUGCUUUUUUUUUAACUAGUGGCUUAUUAAGAUUAAACAUAUCUGUACAUA